Molecule: messenger RNA, 714 nt
Organism: Saccharomyces kudriavzevii IFO 1802
Lineage: Eukaryota; Fungi; Ascomycota; Saccharomycetes; Saccharomycetales; Saccharomycetaceae
Gene: SHR5
Product: Shr5p
Exons: 1
Coding region: 1-714 (237 amino acids)
Biological process (GO): peptidyl-L-cysteine S-palmitoylation; protein targeting to membrane
Cellular component (GO): endoplasmic reticulum palmitoyltransferase complex; extrinsic component of endoplasmic reticulum membrane
Source: RefSeq, a predicted model, not a curated record
AUGUGCGAUAGCCAUCAAAAAGAAGAAGAUAGUGCAAGUGCGAGCGAAAGCGCGUUGUUCUUCAACUAUCAUGAAUUUUCCUAUUCGUUCUACGAAGACCUCGGUUCCGAGGACGCUAAACCCACAGAACACGACGGGGACCACAAAUUGUGUAUUACGCAUUUCCCGAAUGUGUAUGCUGCCCGGGGCUCGGCUGAAUUUCAGGUGACCCGGGUGGUACGGGUGCCUCGUCGGUUUGAUGAGUCCCGGAGCAGUUUAGAAGCGCCACAGUUCAGCACGCAGCUGCCCGGCAGCGAGCCGGCGGCGAUCGUCGGAGACGAUGUCGCCGGAUUUGUGCGGCGCGGGCGCUACGAUAUUGGAGGUCACGUGUUUGGCUACACUUCCGUGUCGCCACUGUCAGACCACCUUAGCAGAGCAGAGUUCGCGGAUGUGGUGAACCGGGUAAACGGGUACUUGCUGCGGAAGCAAGGUGAGGUGUACGGGUGGCGUAACUUGAGUGGUGUUGUUCUCGACGCGCUCACGGGCGGUCUGUGGAGCUGGAUUGUAGGGCCCCUUCUUUCCGGCCCUGUGUUUCAGGAGUCUCUCACGCUAGAACAGUACGUGGCGCAGCUGAAUUCGCCGGGCGGUUUGCUCUACGAGCGCGGUGUGCGCCUAGUCCCGCCCCGACGGUCUGGGUGCCUAUCCCUGGAUUUCGUCGUGCCUCGACCCGAAUAG